CAACGACCUCGAGAACCGAUGGCGCUAGCUAGGAUAUGGCUUUGACUUCGUGGAAAACCUUCAACUUCUUCGAAGUUUCGGAGGUCCAGGUUCCCGAUGGCGAUGGACCGUCCGUCUUGGGCACCGAUAUUAGUUGCAUAUGCACAGGAUCCGAUAACCUCUUCCUCGGCACCACCGAUGGAUUCGUCCACAUCCUCUCCAACACCUUCAAGGUCUUCCGGUCCUUCAAGGCCUACGAUACAGGCUCAAUCACCCACAUGAAACAAGUUGCCUCGACGUCGUACCUUGUCACACUUAGCGAAGACUUAUCGAGCGAGCCAAUCCUGAAAGUAUGGGCGUUAAACGAGGAAGACAAGAAGACCGGCGGUCCGCGAUGUCGAUCGACCAAGUUAGUCCAGAAUAAGAAGAGACAGUUCCCCGUUUCGGCGUUUGUUGUGUUGGACGACCUGUGGCAAGUCGCGGUGGGGUUUGCGAAUGGCUCAGUGACACUUAUGAGGGGGGACCUGAUUCAUGAUCGGGGCGCGGAGCAAAGGACGGUCUUUGAAUCUGAGGAGCCGAUUACUGGCCUGGAGGUCCAGCGGGGAGCUACCACGACGCUGUUUAUUGCCACGACAGGGCGCAUCCUUACUCUCAUUAUUAGUGGGAAAGGCGACGGCCAGCCUGCGCGCACGCUGGAAGACCUUGGCUGCGGUGUUGGGUGCAUGGUGUUCGAUAAGGAUACGGCGGACGUUCUAGUCGCAAGAGAAGACGCGAUAUACACUUAUAGGGCGAACGGCCGUGGACCCAGCUUUGCAUUUGAUAGUCCGAAGACAUCGAUUGACGUGUUCAAGGAUUAUAUCGCUUUGGUUUGCCCACCACGGGUGCCGGCGGCCAGAUCCGAUACCCUGCGAAGGUUUGGAAGCAGCCAGGUGGAUGAAAUCUUUAAUACAUCCACUUUCACCCUUCUAGAGCCAGACUUGAAGUUUGUCGCACAUUCCGAAUCCAUAUCCUCAAAGGUCAAAACUGUCUUUCAAGAAUGGGGAGAUUUAUUUCUUGUGACAGUGGAUGGAAAGGCGUAUAGGUACCGUGAGAAGACAUUACAGCAGAAGCUCGAAAUCUUAUACCAGAGAAACCUCUACAUCUUAGCCAUAAAUCUUGCUCAGAAAGCUGGCGUUGAUGCGCUUCAGCAAAAUAUUAUCUUCCGCAGAUAUGGAGAUUACCUCUAUCAGAAAGGCGAUUAUGACACGGCAAUGCAACAGUACCUCCGUUCGAUAGAUAAUACUGAGCCAUCCCAAGUGAUACGAAAGUUCCUUGAUACGCAACGAAUCCAUAAUCUUAUUGAAUACCUCGAAGAGCUUCAUGACCAUGAAAAAGCAACAGCCGAUCACACAACGCUAUUAUUGAACUGUUAUGCGAAGCUAAAGGAUACGACCAAGCUCGAUUCUUUUAUCAAAGCCCCCGGUGAACUCAAAUUCGACUUGGAGACUGCAAUUGCAAUGUGCAGGCAGGGUGGCUAUUUUGAGCAAGCCACGUAUUUAGCAACAAUGCAUGGAGAAAAUGAUAUGGUGGUUGAUAUCCUUAUUGAAGACUCGAAGAAGUAUUCUGAAGCGUUGCAAUUCAUUUGGAGUCUUGAGCCAACACUGGCGUACCCGAAUCUCAUGAAAUAUGCGCGAGUGCUGCUGGAGCACUGCCCGCAGCCUACGACUAAGAUAUUCAUUGAUUAUUAUACGGGAAACUACAGGCCCAGGCGAAUGAAAGAGGAAGAAACAGCCAAAGAUGAAAAAUCUCAGAGUGCGGGCGGCCUGCAAAACCUGGCCUCCCUUAUUCCCCUGCCAUAUCUUAACCCAUCCAAACCUGGGAAUGCAAAGUCUGCCAUAAGCGAACCACAAAUUGCGACUGAAGUGGAGGAACCGAUUGAAUAUGACGUGCCAAAGCCAAGAACUGCAUUUUCGUCAUUCGUUGACCAUCCUCAGGAGUUUGUUGUUUUCCUGGAGGCUCUAAUCGAUCAAAACGAUUUAAAGGAAGACGAUAAAAUUGAUUUAUACACCACCCUGUUCGAAAUGUAUCUGGACACUGCAAGUCGUAAGAAAGACCCCUCCGAGAGGCAAGAGUGGGAGGCAAAAGCGAAACUACUGAUUCAGGGUAGAGACAUUCCUGUUUCAACAUCAAACGUUCUUUUGCUGUCAGAUUUAUCCGGCUUCCAAGAAGGAACGACUCUUGUAAGAGAGAAACAAGGCUUACGAUCGGAUAUCUUGCGAUCGUAUGUCUCAGCCAAGGAUACUGCUGGGGUAAUCAAAGCCCUGAAGAAAUAUGGCCCUGAAGAGCCUCAACUCUAUAUAGAUGCGCUGGCGUACUUUUCCUCAAGCUCCAAGGCUCUAGAAGAAGCUGGAGAUGAACUUGAGGUUGUUCUGAAACGAAUCGAUCAAGACGGUUUGAUGUCGCCGCUUCAGGUUAUUCAGACUCUCAGCAACAACGCAGUGGUGACAAUGGGCAUGAUCAAGAAGUAUCUCAGCGACAAUAUAGAACGGGAUAGGAAAGAGAUUUCAAAUAACCGCCGGCUGAUCACCAGCUACACUACCGAAACUGAAACCAAGCGCAAAGAAAUCUCCGAAUUGGCCUCAAAGCCCACCGUUUUCCAGGCCCGUCGCUGCUCAUCUUGCGGUGGCAAUCUGGACCUACCAACCGUUCACUUCCUCUGCAAACACUCAUUUCAUCAACGCUGUUUAAACACAGAUGAGGAGGACUUGCAAUGCCCUAUAUGUGCACCGCAAAACGCCACGAUCAAAGCUAUCAGAGAACGUCAGCUUAAAGCAGCGGAUCAGCAUGAGCUGUUCCAAGCGGAGCUGCAGCGAAGCAGGGAUAGAUUUGGGCUUAUUAGCGAAUUUUUUGGUCGGGGAGUUAUGAAGCCAGGCAAUCUCGAAUAAUUUACGUCACGAGGACUUGCUUUUACCUAUUGAGAUGAUAUUAUGAAUUGAAAUCCGUACGGAUGAUACCCCGUUGCAUCGUACCGUAAAAUUACGGUUGGAUUUGGAUCACAAACAAUUCUUGAACGAUCGUCGCUCAGCCGCUUAGAACAAAUGUAUCUAUUUCAAAGCUGUGCUUUUUUUUUUGCCUUCAUUUUGGAACAUAACCUGCACAUCUUCACACGCACCAUCAUAAGACCGCGUCAUCCCGAUAUGCAGUACUCCCAAAGCUCUCUAGAGAAGCACUGUGGGUGGAAGGUCUAUGUCUGCAUGCUUUUGUCUAAGGGCAAAAUUAAAUAAAUUACCCGAGAUAACGUUCCAGAAUAUUGCGUAAGAUCCUCCGUGCAUUUAUAUGUAUGAACAGGUUAACAGCCACCGUCAAAAGAAUGCCCGAGUUAAUACGGAUUGAUGACUUCCAAACGCCCAUUUGGCUAAUUCAAUCAAUUUGCACUUCUCACAUGGCGGAGGAGGGCAAUUUUGCUUGCAAUCUGAGCACUGCAAUUCUGCUCUACAGCGCGUUGCAAAGCCGGCUCAUUUUUUCUGCAAUAGUGUUCGCGGGGUAUUAUAACAUCAUCAGCGCCAGGAAUAUGGCAAAGUGCAUGCCAGCUUGAGUCUUCUACCGGAAAAUUCGACUGGGAUUCCUUACGGCCUUCGCAUCAUCGUCAUAGGUUCCUUUCGCCUCGGAGCAACAUCUCGCUGUCACAGUCUCAUUGAGACUAGUGGCGGUCAUGCAUUUGCAGCCGAGGAGAGCGGGAAGACUGAAUAAUGUUUGCAUAGUGCGCAGUAUGCAGGCUGAACCCAUUGCUAGGUAGCUAUGCAAAACAAUAUGGUUGCGUUUGAGACCUUCAUUGUUGUAAUGCUGUUGGAGAAGAUGAUAUCGGUAUUAUGUAGAUAUGACUGGAAGCUGGAAUCAUUGAAAAGAGAAAAAAACAGAGUCUCAUUUCGGCUCAGUGCAGCAAGGAGAUUCUAUGACGAUAAUACGUUUUAUAGAAGCAUACUCCAUAUCAAGCAGGGGCAUUAUAGCUCAGAUUACCAGUGAGCGGUCACCAAACUAGCGCCGAAGCAGACUGCGAGGAUCUUG
Messenger RNA from Coccidioides immitis RS, 4023 nucleotides. RefSeq names its product vacuolar protein sorting protein. Gene Ontology annotation, cellular component: HOPS complex; endosome. Gene Ontology annotation, biological process: intracellular protein transport; endosome organization; vesicle-mediated transport. Gene Ontology annotation, molecular function: protein binding; protein-macromolecule adaptor activity. The coding region runs from base 36 to 2903 and encodes 955 amino acids. The record is from RefSeq and is a predicted model, not a curated record. The transcript has 8 exons. Lineage: Eukaryota; Fungi; Ascomycota; Eurotiomycetes; Onygenales; Onygenaceae.